Chiloscyllium plagiosum (whitespotted bambooshark) is the source of this 546-nucleotide messenger RNA. NCBI's taxonomy places the organism in Eukaryota, Metazoa, Chordata, Chondrichthyes, Orectolobiformes, Hemiscylliidae. The record is from RefSeq and is a predicted model, not a curated record.
UCAGAUGUCGUACUUUGACCGGGAUGAUGUUGCCCUGCACCAUUUCUCCCAGUUCUUCAAAGCUCAGUCCCAGGAGAAGCAGGAACAUGCAGAGAAGCUGCUGAAAUUCCAGAAUCAGCGUGGAGGCAGAGUCCUCCUCCAGGAUGUGAAGAAGCCAGAGAGGGAUGAGUGGGGUAACGGUCUGCAGGCAAUGCAGGUUGCCCUGGAUCUGGAGAAGAAUGUGAACCAGAGUUUGCUGGAUCUACACCAACUUGCCACUGCCCAGACUGACCCUCAUCUGUGUAACUUCCUGGAGACUCACUAUUUGGAUGAGGAGGUUGAGAUCAUCAAGCGACUUGGGGACUACAUCACCAACCUGAAGCGUCUGGGAGCUCCUGAGAAUGGGCUGGGAGAGUACCUGUUUGACAGGCUCUCGCUGGAGGACAGCAGUUAGUGGGGCAUGGGGUACUGUUUGUGUCUGUCUUCCUUUGGAUAAUGUCAAAAGUACUUUUUCAAAAGUGGCUGUGUUGAAUAACUUGAACAUAAUUAAAGAGAACUUUGCCUGUG